UAUUUUGCUGGUAGUUGUUCUAUGCACCAGCUGGUGGCCAGUGGAGAGGGCACUUGUGUUCUUCUGGUUCCUGGGUCACUAUGGCCAAAGUGAUUGAAAAAAAGAACCACUGGACUAGUAGGGUCCAUCAGUGUGCCUUGAGCAGGACCUCCGAUGGGGAUCUCAACCUACCACUGCUAGGUGGAGCGGAGUAUGGAGAGUUUCUCUAUCUGGGGGAGGUGGAUGAAACGUUGUUCUCCUGCGAUGGGAAGCUGGCUGAGGGGGAACUACUGUUGGAGGUAGCCGGGUUUGCAGUGUCGGGGUUACCGAGGUAUGACGUGCUGGAUAUGGUCAGGAAUUGCAAGGAGCCCGUCCUGGUGAGAGCUGUCAGACAAGGAGGCAGACUAAACAAGGAUCUAAGACAAUUCCUGAACCAAAGGUUUCAAAAGGCAUCUCCAGACCACGAACUACAACAAGUAAUCCGAGAUAACCUUUAUCGCCAUGCAGUGCCUUGCACAACACGCUCCCCUCGAGAAGGUGAAAUCCCCGGAGUGGACUAUAAUUUUCUAACUGUACAGGAGUUUUUGGCUCUUGAACAAAGCGGAACACUACUUGAAAUUGGCACAUAUGACGGUAACUAUUAUGGGACACCCAAACCUCCAAGCCAACCCACCAGUGGGAAAUUAAGUUCCGGUGAUGCUUUGCAAAAUCGACUGGCCGGCUCCAAGCAGUCGACUCCGAAACGGACCAAAUCUUACAAUGAUAUGCAAAAUGCUGGCAUAGUGCAUACAGAAAACGAUGACUAUGAUGACGCACCUGAAAUGAACAGUAGUUUUACAGCAGACUCUAGUGAACAAGACGAGCACACAAUUAAUAAUUCACAAGAGACAACUCCUGUAGUGAUUCGGAUCCUCCCUACUUUUCCCAUCACGGAAGCAUCUCAGAAGUUGCCUCUUUACCUACCUCCGACUGACGAGGAAAGUCUUGGUCCCCUACCUGCUAACUGGGAAAUGGCCUACACGGAGAAUGGAGAAGUCUAUUUUAUAGAUCACAACACAAAAACAACAUCUUGGUUAGAUCCUCGGUGCCUGAACAAGCAGCAGAAGCCGCUCGAAGAAUGUGAAGAUGAUGAAGAAGGGAUACACACCGAGGAACUCGACAGUGAAAUAGAACUACCUGCUGGAUGGGAGAAAAUUGAAGAUCCUGUCUACGGAAUCUACUAUGUAGAUCACAUAAACCGAAAAACGCAGUAUGAAAAUCCAGUCCUAGAAGCCAAAAGAAAGAAACAACUUGGACAACAGCAAACAGAAGAAUGGACAGAAGACCAACCACCACUUGCUCCUCCGCCUAUGGCACCCCUUCCCAACAAUCUCACUCCAAAAAAGAAAGAAGCUGCAAGAGACAUACCGGCACAUGCAAAGCCAUUCUUUACAAGGAAUCCCUCCGAAUUGAAAGGAAAAUUCAUCCGCACAAAACUGAGAAAAAGCAGUAGAGGAUUUGGUUUCACUGUGGUUGGAGGUGACGAACCAGAUGAAUUCCUGCAAAUCAAGAGUUUAGUGGUUGAUGGUCCGGCAGCAUUAGAUGGCAAAAUGGAAACAGGAGAUGUCAUUGUUAGUGUUAAUGAGACUUGUGUCCUCGGAUAUACUCAUGCUCAAGUUGUGAAGAUCUUCCAAUCAAUUCCAAUUGGUGAAAGUGUUGACCUUGAACUUUGCAGAGGUUAUCCACUUCCCUUUGAUCCCGAUGACCCCAAUACAAGCCUUGUGACAUCUGUGGCCAUAUUGGAUAAAGACCCAAUAAUUGUCAAUGGGCAAGAAGGUUAUGACUCUCCCUCAAGCAGCAGCAGCAAAACCAGGAAAGCCAAUAACUUAAAGGAGCCAAGGCCUAGCAGCCCUGCUGACGUUUCUUCAAAUGGUUCCCAUGGUUACCCUAAUGAUACGGUCUCUUUGGCAUCCUCUAUAGCAACACAACCUGAACUUAUUACUGUGCACAUUGUGAAAGGACCUAUGGGAUUUGGGUUUACUAUAGCAGAUAGUCCUGGUGGGGGAGGACAGAGAGUGAAACAGAUUGUAGACAGCCCAAGAUGCCGUGGCCUCAAAGAAGGUGACCUUAUUGUGGAAGUGAACAAGAAAAAUGUGCAAAACCUUACUCAUAACCAAGUUGUGGAUUUACUGAUCGAAUGUCCGAAAGGAAGUGAAGUCACCUUAUUGGUACAAAGAGGAGGACUGCCGGUCCCAAGAAAGAGCCCAAAGUCGCAACAGAUUGAAAGAAAAGAUAGUCAAAACAGUUCCCACCAUAGUGUCUCAAGUCACCAUAGUGGACACACUGCAUCCCCUCUCCACAUUGCUCCUGUCCUCCCCGAUUAUCCAACCAACGAACCUCCACCUGUGGACCAAGUAGAAGGAUCAGGGCAGAAAAAGCCUGAUCCCUUCAAAAUCUGGGCCCAGUCCAGGAGCAUGUAUGAAAGCAGACUUCCAGAUCUCCAAGAACAUGAUAUAUUUUUAUGGAGGAAAGAAACUGGUUUUGGCUUUAGAAUUCUUGGUGGAAAUGAGCCAGGGGAACCAAUAUAUAUAGGUCAUAUUGUGCCUCUGGGCUCAGCCGACGCCGAUGGGCGUCUGAGGUCUGGCGAUGAACUAAUCUGUGUGGAUGGGACUGCAGUUGUUGGGAAAUCCCAUCAGCUUGUUGUACAGCUAAUGCAGCAGGCAGCAAAGCAGGGCCAUGUCAAUUUAACUAUUCGGCGCAAAGUGGUAUAUCCAGUUCCAAAAGCAGAAAAUGAGGUUCCUGCUUCACCUACAUCCUCCCAUCAUAGCAGUAAUCAGCCAGCCUCGCUUACGGAAGAGAAACGUACACCUCAAGGAAGCCAGAACUCUCUAAACACUGUUAGCUCUGGUAGUGGAAGUACCAGUGGGAUUGGCAGUGGUGGCGGUGGUGGAAGUGGCAUGGUCAGUACCGCGAUCCAACCGUAUGAUGUGGAAAUCAGACGUGGUGAAAAUGAAGGAUUUGGAUUUGUUAUUGUAUCAUCUGUUAGUAGGCCAGAAGCUGGAACAAAUUUUGCAGGCAAUGCAUGUGUAGCCAUGCCUCACAAAAUAGGUCGAAUAAUAGAGGGGAGUCCUGCUGAUCGGUGUGGCAAGCUGAAAGUCGGAGAUCGAAUCCUGGCCGUAAAUGGAUGUUCCAUCACCAACAAAUCGCAUUCGGACAUUGUCAACUUAAUCAAGGAAGCGGGAAACACGGUUACUCUACGUAUCAUUCCUGGAGAUGAAUCCUCUAAUGCCUCUUUAUUGACCAACGCAGAGAAAAUUGCCACAAUUACGACCACACAUACUCCUCAGACAAUGCCACAGGAAACAAAGAACAAUUCAAAACCAAAGCAAGAAAACCAGUUUGAAUUUAAAACCCCACCAGCCACACAGGAUCAAGAGUUUUACGCAGUGGAACUAGACCGAGGAGUGAAAGGAUUUGGGUUUAGUCUCCGAGGCGGUCGGGAAUACAACAUGAAUCUUUAUGUACUGCGUCUUGCAGAAGAAGGACCAGCUGAACGGUGUGGGAAAAUGAGGGUUGGUGAUGAAAUUCUAGAAAUCAAUGGAGAGACAACAAAGAACAUGAAGCACGCUCGGGCAAUUGAACUGAUUAAAAAUGGUGGCCGAAGAGUGCGUCUGAAUCUGAAACGUGGAGAUGGUUCGGUGCCAGAAUAUGACCCCAGCAGUGACCGGAGCAGCCUCUCAACCAGUUCACAAAACGUAUCGAAAAUGAACACGCUACCAUCUGAUAGAUAUCACACCUCAUCGGAGUUUAGCUACCCACCAGAUCUUCACAAAUCAUUACAGCAUGGUGAAAAACUGACUUAUAAUAAAGACCCUAAAAGCAACAGGGACCACAACAGACAAAAUAAUGACAACCACACUUGGAAUGGGUCCUCUAAAAAUUAUACUGUACAAAGUAGCAGAAAGGAUCAUUCCCCCGAUGAGAGAAGGCUACAACAAGAAGACAGAAUGGUAGUCAAUGGCCAAAAAAGACCAUCUCCUGAGAAGAGAAAUGAAGGAGCACGUAGUGCAGAAAAUACUUUGGAGAGAAGAGACAAAUACGAAAGAAGAAGAGAGAGUUCUCCUCAAAGGACCAGGGAGAGAUCUCCUACACGUAGAAGGGAUGGUUCACCCAGCAAAAGAAGGAAAUCAUUAGAUCGAUUCAUGGACCAAAGGAAAUUGCCUGACAAAAGACGAGAGAGCUCUCCUGAAAGAAGGCGAUCUAAGUCAACAGAUCGAAGAAGGGAAAGGUCACCUGAGAGAAAAAGGGAUCGUUCUCCUGAUAGAAGAAGAGAGAGAUCUCCUGAAAGAAGGAACAGAGAUCAAAAAGCCAAUAGAGAUAGGGGUGAGCAUAAUCUAAAACAUGAUACAUUGAAAAGUGCUCGACACCCCACUGAGCAGCGGAGGAGAGCUUACAGGGAAUGCAGUACUGACCUUAGUAUCUGACAUAGCUAUCCAAUGCAUUGCCAUGCUCUAGCCUUUUAUAGUGUUUAAAGGUUCUAAAGAAGGCCUGAGGACAUGAAUAGUUUAUAGUGUAUUACCAUGGUGUAAACACUCGACAUUUAAUGAUCCUAUAGUACCAUGAAACAUUUUAUGCAGACAAAUCCUUUUUACAGAGUGUUGUGCCUGAUGUAUAUUAAAGAGUAUUUUUCAAUGUAAUUUUUUUUUUUUUUUUUUUUUAAGUUAUUUGCCAAAUGUUGACUCUAAAAUGAUUCAACGUGUUCCUUAAACUAUUUUCUUGACAAUGUUCUUUUAAGAACACGCUUUUUAAGACGUUUCCUGUGCAGACUGUGUUUAAAGCACUGGAAUGAGAAGGGGCGAAUUUUUUUUUUUAUUAUUUAAAUUCUUUUUUUUUUUUUUGCUAUACUUGAUUAACACAUUUUUCCUGAUUUAAAUAUAAAUCUGCAAAUGGCAAUUGUCGUAAUUAAGAAUGUAUAUGCUGGUGGUGGGAUCUAAUGAAAACAAAAUAAUUUAUACGAAGGAAAAGGAGCAUAGUCAACUUGGCUGGAUUAGUGGAAGGGAAAUUUGUUUGUAACUGUAUGAUUAAAUACUACUAUAAUGAAGGAGUAGAAGCACA
This is a messenger RNA of Pelobates fuscus (common spadefoot toad), 5073 nucleotides long. It is a transcript of the gene MAGI1, whose product is annotated as membrane associated guanylate kinase, WW and PDZ domain containing 1. The record is from RefSeq and is a predicted model, not a curated record. Gene Ontology annotation, cellular component: cytoplasm; cell-cell junction. The transcript is spliced from 23 exons. Bases 81 to 4442 code for a protein of 1453 amino acids. Gene Ontology annotation, molecular function: protein binding. Gene Ontology annotation, biological process: signal transduction. Lineage: Eukaryota; Metazoa; Chordata; Amphibia; Anura; Pelobatidae.